Messenger RNA from Austrofundulus limnaeus, 1122 nucleotides. It is a transcript of the gene cep44, whose product is annotated as centrosomal protein 44. Gene Ontology annotation, biological process: centriole-centriole cohesion; centriole replication. NCBI's taxonomy places the organism in Eukaryota, Metazoa, Chordata, Actinopteri, Cyprinodontiformes, Rivulidae. Gene Ontology annotation, cellular component: centrosome; spindle pole. The record is from RefSeq and is a predicted model, not a curated record.
CCAAUUACGUGCCGUGUUGAUGACUACCCGGCAUAAACAAAAGUAGUUAAAGCUAACUGUUAGCAUCUUAGAAUAAAGUUUUGAAUAAAUAGUUUUCUCUAUUCAACCCACAGGAAUUGGAACCAUGCUUUCUGCAGGAGAUGUCCAGAGUUCCCUUCGUAAACUGGAAAGUCUCCUGAGAAGAAUAAAAUACCCUGGUCCCGUGGACUACAACGGCAGGCUUUGUAAAGGAGACCCCUCAGCUUUUCUGCCAAUAAUGAGCUUCACCCUGACCACCUUCUCUGUCCCUUUGGCUGAGCAGCUUGUGGCAGCUGGACUUGAACUGUCCAGUAAAACUGACCUUCGGUUCACUGACACAGUUUAUAAGGUCCUUCGAGAUGUCUUCCACUUUAAGCCCGUACUGAGCAAACAACAGUUCCUCCAGCURGGUUUCUCUCAGAGAAAAGUGUCCUUCCUCUGUGACGUCAUUGACCUGGUCCUGCAGAGGCACUGCCAGCUCAAGAAGUCCUCAGAGGUGGAAAGACGACUCUCAGCGUUGGAGGCUCAACUUCAGGAUCUUCUGCCUGCGCUCAACAAGCUGAAUAGUUUGGAGAAACGCCUGGAGGAGCUUGAGAAGUGUACAAAUAUAGAUAAGAGUGAUGGAGCUUUUAUCACCAUUUCCAGAGACAGCUGGGAAAAUUUAAUGAGCAGAAUCAUUUUGUUGGAAACUAAGGAUGAACUGAGAAACCCACAGAUGAUUGUUUCUCUGCAGGGCCAGUCGUCUGCCUCUUCUCAUUCUUUCAGCUCCAUUUCUGACGCCUCACAGGUAGAGAUAAAGGAAAGACUAGAGAGGAUCUCUACAAUGCUGAAGAACUCCUCUGGUCUGUUACAGAACACUGAAUCCUUCACAUCAACCUGUAAAUAAUUCUCCGAUGAUCGUCACGUCGCAGUGUUACAACAUUCUUUUGUCUUAUUGUGGACACCUAUUAGGGCUGUUUUUCUUGUUUUGUAACAUUUUAAUGAAUCAAACAGUAAUUUUUACCAAUGACUCUGUCUCAUAAGAGUAUUUUAUGUAGUUUUAUGUAGAGCAGCAUUAGUUCUUACAAGUUUUAAUUUAAUAAAGUAAAAUAUACAGUGUGUUAA